AUGUCACGAGAAACAAGAAAGUCACGAGAAUCAAGCUCGUCACCCGAAUCACGAUCAACAAAAGACAUACUCAAAGACCUAUGUACUUACACUGUAUCGUCAGCUGAUCCAGGGGAUCGUUUACCACACGACUGUUAUAUGAUCAUGGUUGGUCAUUUGAAGAGUCAAGAGCAUAUGAAGAUGUUGUUGGAUAUGAGUGAAUCACAAGGAAUAUCGUCGACGAAAGAAGGAGAUGAAGAUCAAGCAGAAUAUGCAGUAUUGAAAUCCGAAAAUGUUGAAUCAAUUUUGGAGCACAUCAAAUUAACAGGAAAGACUGAACAGCUUGAAAGCCAGCGUAAAAGUCAUUUCGUCUAUGAAGAUAAUUUUAAUUCUUCUCUGACUACUAUGAUGGAAACACGAUCAUCAUUCGAGAAACUUAAAAAGGUUUGUCGUAUAUAUGAACACCGCGAAGGAGUUAAUGUGGAUAAAGUGAUGGCUGAACAUGAGAACCGUGCGAAUGCGUCACACUCGUAUUUUUGUGAAAGAAAAGUGCCACCUGACGAAGCCAAAGCUUUAGCAUUCUCCAUUGCCUUCUAUACGGGUUCGAAGAGUGAAGCAUGUAAUCGUGGUGCCAGUCUUAUCGCUCGGAAAAGUAAUGGGCAAGUCCUUGAAGGUGACGUAGAAAACGAAAUAAACGAAGCAGCUAUUAUUCUUUAUUAUUUGGUGAAAGCACUUUCAUACAUCCCUUUUUACUGGGGAUAUGUUACUCGAGCUUGUCAGCUUACAUACGAUGAAUUGAAACUCUACGUACCUGGCGCUUUAAUCACUUGGAUCCAGUUUAGUAGUUCAAAAAAAGGUAAAAAAGCAGUUAAUUCGAAAGCUUUUAAAGAUCGAAAUGUACUUUUUAAAAUCUUCUCGUUAACUGGUCGUCCCAUCAAACAUUUUUCUAAUUAUCCGGAAGAAGAUGAAAUUUUAUUUCUGCCCCAUUCUACCUUUCUUGUUUUCAACCACAAAACGUAUUAUAAAGAGAGAAAACAAGUAAUCUACAUGCGACAAGUCGAACUGGGUUUAUGCACAUGGUCCGUGUUGUGGGUUGAUGACCGCAUAUUUGAUGAAAAUUGGGAGAAUAAACAACACAUGGAAUAUGCAGCAAUCAAUGCACUUGAUAUAAAUGUGCAUUUUAUUCCGAAAUCGUCCACUGAUAGUGCUCUAUCCUUUUUACGAUCUGCAUUUGGACAGCGUUUGAAAAAUCAGGACACAUUCCGCAUUGUAACUGAUAUGAAUCGUACAAAUGAAAAACCCGCUCAUAAUGCAGGUGCACGACUAAUCAAAGCAAUACGACAGAUGGGUUUCAAAUUUCUUGAACAUGCACAUCAACCUCCGUGGGCCGUUCUUGCAGGAUAUCUCUCGCCGACACAUGAUUCGUAUGUACAUUCCAAAUUGGGCGAUCCUGCAUGGAUUCCAGCUGCAGAUCGAUGUCGACUUUGUGAAAAAGCUAUCGAGUAUGAAGGUUCAGCAGUAUCAUCUUGGAUUGGCGUUUCUCGAGGUGAAAGUGAAUGGGUUAAUGGAUUUGUUGACUUUGGUCCUGUUACUGAAUAUCUACGAGACUUUCUAAAUAGCACACUUGUCGAUCAAAACAAGAUUCUGAAAUAUCCAUUGCGUGUAAUACGCACAUAUUUUACAAAAGAUGAACAAUUAAAUAUAUCUCAAUUAAUAUGUCUAUUAUCACAUAUAAGUGAUAUAUUUGUAUCUUGGUCAAUUGGUUUUGUUAUUCUUGCUUGUACUAUACAUCUUGUUACAAUAGUAAAUUCAAAAUGCUUUCCACAACCAACGCGUUACGAGUAUUUGGACUUAUAUUACUAA
Messenger RNA from Rotaria sp. Silwood1, 1842 nucleotides. The record is from the annotation of a GenBank genome assembly. NCBI's taxonomy places the organism in Eukaryota, Metazoa, Rotifera, Eurotatoria, Philodinida, Philodinidae.